Molecule: messenger RNA, 6099 nt
Organism: Ustilago hordei
Lineage: Eukaryota; Fungi; Basidiomycota; Ustilaginomycetes; Ustilaginales; Ustilaginaceae
Exons: 1
Coding region: 1-6099 (2032 amino acids)
Biological process (GO): regulation of ARF protein signal transduction
Molecular function (GO): guanyl-nucleotide exchange factor activity
Source: RefSeq, a predicted model, not a curated record
AUGGUGUCGACACUGAAUAUCCCCGAGAAUGGGGGCCGUGCCUCGACAUCGCAGCGAGGACAGGAGGCGAUCGCCAACUUCUUUGGUCGCCUCUCCAUCGACCAAAGCUCUUUGCGCGCCAAGCAUGCCGAACCUUCACUGUCUAGCUACACUGGCAGCAUGCGCAGGUCUUCUUCAGGCACUGAGCUCAAUUCGCAACCUCAUAGCGCCAAUGGCGGGGACGGUGCGACGACAGCAGAUGCUGCUCCAUCCAAAACACCUCGUGUCUAUUCCUCUUUCUCCGCUGCAAAAGCAGCUGCCUCUCGCUCGUCGCUCAACAAGCGAAGCUCUCAGGCCAGCAUCCCGAGUAACGCUGCUGCCUCCCCGUCUAUGAAUAACUCGCCCUCCUUCUCCUCUCCUCGCACAACUUCUUCAGCCUUCGGAGAGACAGCCACUCCGACCGGUCUCGCCUCGUCUUCAGCGGCCAAUAAAGGAUCAUCCUUCGAUAUUGCCUCCGCCAACCAGUAUACACCUGGCUUCCUCGCUAAUACUUUCCCUUGGCUCUCAGCAAGUCAAGCAUCGCCUUCCAGGCAGUCGGAGACCUACGAACGCCCAACACCGUCAAUGCAGAGUAGACUAGACGUACAGUCCAAGCACCACUCGCCCCCCGUCUCUCAUUACAGCAAAGGCAAAGGCUUUGGCUACAAUCCCAAUGACCAACACAAACCACCCAAAUCUAGUUCCAAGAUCCGCCUCACCUCCAAUGCUUCCAAAGCGGACACGCGCCAAAGCCGAGAUUCCAUCGGUCGAGGACAGGGGCUCACAUCUUCUUCUGAGCUCGACCUACCUGAACGCAUGCGCAGCCAGCGCAAAGGAGCUCCAGCGCCACCGCGUCUCUCACGGGAUCCAAUCGCCAUCAGCAUCGAGGAGGAGCUCAAACCUAAUACAAGCGCGCAAAGGAACCAAUCGGCGUUUUCACGGCUCGGGAGAGCCUUUCGCCGCAAAAGCAAGUCUGGCAGCGAGUUCAGGGCAGACUUUGGCACCUCCAGAGAUGUGCCCCCAUUGCCCAAGACUCCUCGCCGCGUUCCCAGCCAGGUUCUCAAACCCACCGACCCUUUCGCCGAAAAAGCGCUCAAAGCCAGCAGCGGCAUCGUUGAAGUGGAUCUGCUCAAGCCACGGCCGAGCGUCGACGUCAAAGGUAAGCAGAGACAAGUUUCCGAUACUAGCACGGACGUGCGGUCGCAAAGAGGCUCAGUUGCUAUUGUACCUAUCAUGAGGACAACAGGCACCUACGCCGAGGGCACGGAUCAGCAAUUAGCCGACCAAAAAGAUAGCAAUGUGUGUCUGACUGAGAUGGAGCAGCCAGACAGCAGAGUUGCUGCAAGCGGAAAGGAAAGAGAGAGUGCUACCUCUGGCAACAACGCCAACGGGCAAGGAGCAUUGUCAGCAUUAGACGCUCGAAAGGCUAGCGCGGAUGAUCGGCACGGGGAAGACGAAGAAACAAGAGAGGUGGAAAGUGGACCACAGACCAAGUCGGCAGAUUUUUAUGCAGCUUCUCUCACCACUGACUCAGACUUCGCCCAGGCACGCUCCGAUACGGCCAAGUCAACCCCUCGUGCCGCGGAUGCAUCCUCAAAGCGACCAACGUCGAUGGAGUCUACCACGUCCAGCACGCAUCGCAGGUCGCUUGCUUUCCUCGCCUCUGCCAUCUCCUUGGGCGCCAUAACAGCCGAAAGCGAGGGGGAAGCUGGACAGGCUGCGGACGGAAGCGACGGGCUGAAGGAAUCGGACGCAGUUGACAAAGCAAAUUCUGGCGCCACCAGGAGCGACGACCCGAAUACCACCGCGCAACAUUCUUUGGAACCUGGCUCGGCCACUGUUUCCGGCACUAACCUGACCAGCUCCGUGCCCAAAGACACCGUCCAGACCGAACAGACUGCACCGACAUUCGCUUCCAUGUCUCGCACGAAGAGUUCUGACCGCAGGCGCCUUGAGCCCAAGUCAGCGACGCCCAACGACCAGAUUCCAAGCAUUCCCACCGAUUUCCUCAGCAUGGAUGCAGACAUGUCUGCGAGGCAAGGCAAGGGAGCCAAAUCGAAGGCAUCCCACAGCCGAGCUCUCGAUGACCCUACAGCUCCCGAUCUUGAUCACGACAACUCAGGUGCAGCCCUGAAGCGUUCUAUCAGCGGCAAAUCAGAUAGUCGCAAGUCUUCGCACAGCACAUCACCCAAGGCCACGCGUGCGACCAAGGGUGUCUACAUGGCUCAAGCCGCUGGACCAAGCAUGGGUGGCUUUGUUUCGCCCUUCUAUGUGGCUCCUUUUACCUCGGUCGAUGCAGGUCUUUCCAAUCGUGCGACUCGCCCAACCGGACGCCGCGCUAGCAACAGCUCACGAUCGGUCCACAGCGACGACUCCAGAAGUAACCACAGUGGACCCCGACGUGGCUCACACUCGCUUGCCGUUCCCGACAACGCAUCUCGGGAAGGUCAGGACGGGAUAGACGCAGCGCAGGCAGAGAUGGACCAUCCCGGACAGUCCAGGGAGUCUGCCACGUCCGAAAAAGCGCGAAAGGUCAAGUCGUUUGGCAAUCUGCGCGCUUCGUCUAACGAUCGGAGGGAUGAGCCGUUGCCACGUGCCAGCACGCCGCGUCUGCCCUCACCCUCGGUUCUGAUUGAUGAUACCGGCGCCGCCGGUCGAUCCCGCGACCUCAAUGAUGCCGCUCCUAAGUCAUCGAGCGCUUACGUUGCGACCGGCGACAGCAAUUUGCAAGCUUCCAAGGACAGCGGCGUAUCAACGUCGCAGAGCACCAGCCAACGUUUGUCACGUCGACCAAAGACCAGUGGAGCAGAGGCUGGCUUGGGCAGCGAGCGUUUAAGACUAUCAACUGCGCAAGCUGGUGCAUCUGCAUCCUCUCGCAGAGGUUCCGGUCCGGGACGUGCUUCUCUGGACGAUUCGGGGCUAUCCUCCAAGCCCUUCUCAUCGUCACCGACCGAGGCUGGCUUCGAAGUGAUGGUAUCGCGAGAUGCUGCUUCUACGCCGGUCAGGCCACGUGGCGGGGGAGAUCAGCCGCGAGACACGUCUACCUCUGAGAACACUCGAGACAAGAUGCUUGGCUCGCGUCUUUCGAGCUCGGACUGCAGAGAUAGCUCCAGACUUGGUCGAAGACCGAGCGAGACCAGCAAUGGAGCCAUGACGUCUUCGUCAUCAAGGAUCGAGACGCAUGGGGGAGCUGCCUCUCUCUUCGGCAAUCCAACCGCCAGACCACGCACUUCCUCUUUGCUUCCGUCGUUCGGCUUCAACAGGAGUCGCACAGGCUCCUCCGCUGGCCUUGAGGGCACCGGGAAAAGCCCGGGCAGCUUUGGCAAUACCUCACGCUCCGCUUCCGGGGGCUUUUGGCGCGAGCCGGGCGACCCACUCACACCAGCUGCUCGAGGUGGAGCCACAGAAACCAACACUCUACAACAGGGCUCCAAUGGAGCUAAUCGAUCACCUCGCGCUUCGUCGAGCUCGCGUCCCUCUUUCAGCAGGCAGCUCUCGACAAGCAUGGCGCUUUCAGAUGCCGAGUCCAAGCAGGUCUCUGUCAAGCCCGAGAAGAAGUUCUCAUUGUCCGCUUUCUUGCCGUAUGACGACGAAGAUGCACCCGAAUAUGCAGAGCGAAUCGCAUCAACAGCACCCAAGACGCAAAUCGCCGCCAUCUUGGCUUCGAGUCCCGACUCUUUCUACGUAGAAGCCUUGCAUCGUUUCAUGACUCGCUUCUGGUUCAAUGGGCUUCCCCUCGAUAUCGCCUUGCGUAAGCUUCUCAUGGAUCUGCACUUGCCCAAGGAGACCCAACAGAUCGAUCGAGUCAUGGAGGCGUUUGCUAAACGAUACAACGAGUGCAACAGCGGUCUCUUUGCUUCGGACGACCAACCUUACAUCCUGUCGUUCUCACUCAUGAUGCUGCAUACGGACGCUUUCAACAAGAACGCGAAAAACAAGAUGACCAAAGCCGACUACCUCCGUAACACUGGCUCGAGCGGAGUGCCGACAGACAUCCUCGAGUAUCUGUUCGACAAUCUGACCUUCACGCAAUUCAUCUACAUCGAAGAUGAGGAAGCUGGACGCCGACAUCCAUCCGAGGCUUCAGCCAUGUCAAUGAUCGGUCCUGCCAUGUCAAGCUCCCUCGCGACACAAGGAGCGAACGCAAACAAUCGUACCAAGAUCGAUCCAUACUAUCUCAUUACUCAGGGUCGACUUGGCGAGCUGCGUCCAGAUCUGGAAGACCUCAUCCCAGAAGACACUCCGUUCUCAUAUACGGGAUCGCUGCCAUCCUUUGAUGUCGAUAGGCUCAACUCUGCUUUCCUGCACGCUCCUAGCAUCGAAAUUGUCACCACGAAGAACGGGGGCGAGCAGUCUGGAAAUGGAAAUGCUGCUCUCACAACAGGCGAAGAGGAGGUAGUGUCGCUGAAAGUUACCAAAGUGGGCGUAGUCAACCGGAAGGACGACGUUUCGGAUGGCGGCAAGAAGUCAGCCUCACGUAAAUGGAAGACGAGCGGUCUGCUCUUGACUGGCUCGCAGCUGUUGCUCUUCAAGGACAUCAUCUGGAUCAACGCUCUGCAAUCGCAGAUUGCAGACCAGGUUGGAGAUUCGCUCGUUUGCAAUGGCAUCCCGACAGACGAACGGCCUGCGCAGGAAGUCGUAGAAGGUGGCGUUGUCAUCUCGCCCCGCAUCACCUACUUCCGACCUGACGGCGUCAUCUCGUUAGCCGAUGCUGUGGCGGUCAAAGAUCAUUCUUACGGUAAAUAUGACUUUGUCUUCCGUUUGCUCGCAGCCAAAGGUCGACAGUACCUUGUGCAAGCGCAGAGCGAGGAUGACAUGAAUGACUGGAUCCACAAGAUCAACUUCUGCGCCAGCUUCCGGACGGCCAACAUCAAGAUUCGUGGCCUCGACCUUGCGCCCCGCAUUGGAUCUGGUGCUGCAACGCAGGACUUGAACAGUCUAGACCGAAGUGACACGAUAGAGUCACGCUUCGGCCAACCUGCGCUCUCGCGCCCGUCGUUCUCCGAUUCGGAUCGAGGUGGCUCGAGAGGAAUGGACGCGGAUGGCAGUGGAAGAUCAACACCAGUUCCCGAUGACACUGGGGACCUGUCGAGGGACGGUCCUCUGCGAUUAAGCGUUGAUCCAAUGUCGAGAAACAGCGAGAGCGAUUGCCCGCCACGACCCCGCUCAUCAGCUUCGCAUCGCAUGAGCCCGGCGUCUUCAGCGCUGCAGAAGCGUGCCAAGGCGCGUCACGAGCUUAUGUUGACCAAGAUCGCCGAGACGGAGGUGCAGCUGGAGCGUGCUACGGCUCGUCUUGCGGCCGAGAUCCGUCUUGCGAGACACUUUGCCAUCUUGACACCGUUCCUCAAGUCGACGCGAGAUCGUAUCGAGAUGUCGGCUUUGCCCCUGUCCAGCCGCAUUCGUGCGCUACGACUGGAUGUGGCUAAAGCUGAAUCGCGAUGCAAGAUUCUGCGAUUAGAUCUCGCUGCUGGCGGGAGAGUGGCUCGAGCGUUGCUGCCCAAUGCGUAUCUAUCGUCAUCGGCGAUGCGUGCGGCUAACCAAACGCCUUCUGCUCAAGUCGCUACACCGCAGCUGCUAGAGUUGGGCAUCACAGAGUCUCAGGCACAGUUUGAAGAGCUCUUUGCACCGAUGAACAACGGGAGUGGCACCUACGAUGCUCCCUCCAACACCUCCGUCUUGUCAGGAACGGUGACCAAGCCAGCAUCGCAUCAGAGGAAUCAGAUGAACCUCAACGCUGUAUCCGAGCAACCAGCCGACGAAUCGCCUGUCAUGACCUCUCGACUCGAGCUGGCUGGAGAGCCACGAUCACAAGAAGGGCAGAAGACGCGGGCUAAUCGACCUUCAUCGCCUUCGCAAUCGGUCGCUUCCAAGUCUUCUGCAGAGCACCACGGCCGAAGUCAAAAUGGUGAGCAAGGCGGUGCAGCAGACGAAGUUCCAGAAGAUUGGGAUCUGAGUCAAGUGGCAAGACCGGGUACAAACAGGAUAAGUCUGGUGGAUCUGCCUUCGCCCGAUGAGCUGCAAGAGGCUACGGGUGGAAGGUUCCGAUUUGGUUCCAGGGCAGGUGAGUCGAUGUCAUCCUAG